This is a messenger RNA of Centruroides sculpturatus (bark scorpion), 1851 nucleotides long. RefSeq names its product juvenile hormone acid O-methyltransferase-like. NCBI's taxonomy places the organism in Eukaryota, Metazoa, Arthropoda, Arachnida, Scorpiones, Buthidae. The coding region runs from base 79 to 903 and encodes 274 amino acids. Gene Ontology annotation, molecular function: S-adenosylmethionine-dependent methyltransferase activity. The record is from RefSeq and is a predicted model, not a curated record. The transcript has 5 exons.
UGAAAACAUUGCAAUCGGGUCUUAAAGCAGCUGAAAUAUUUUAAUUUUCGAGAAUUUUCAUUUUUCAUCUAAAAAAAUAUGGACGGAACAGCCGAAGAUUACGAAAACUCGUACCCGAAAUUUCUCGAUCGCUACGUUAGUUCGUCUCUGGAUUUACUUUUUCCAACCAUGGAAUGGUCCGACGAGGAUAUUGUUUUGGACAUCGGAUGCGGUCCAGGAAAAACCACCAAAAAUAUUCUUUUACCAAAAUGCCCAAAAGUGAAGAAAAUCGUAGCUAUCGACAUCGUACCGAAUUACAUCGAGUAUGCCAGAAAAACAUAUUUCGACCAGAAAAUAGAAUAUAAGACUCAAGAUAUCAUUCAAAGGAUCGAUUUAAAAGAAAUUGGAAAAUAUGACAAAGUCUUGUCUUUCUACGCCUUGCAUUUUGUAAAUGAUUUUAAGACGUUGUUUUCUGCUGUUUCCUCAUUAAUGAAGCCAGGAGGAUAUUUCUUCUUCGUUCUUAUUACAAAAUGUCCUAUGUUUUCUAUCGUACGGGAGCUAAGUACCCACCAAGAAUGGAUGAAGUAUAUAAAGACCGACGAGAUUCUUGCUUCGUUUGCAUUAAACCAGAGCUGUAAGGACUUAGAAACUGAAUUUAAUAAUUAUCUUUCCAAGUUUAAUUUGAAAGUAACAAAAAGUAAACUGGAAGUUAAGGACGUGACAUUUUCUGACGAAAAGAACUUUUUAGAUAUAACUUUUAGUGUAUUACCUAAAGUAAUUUUCGAGAAAAUGGAACCAGAAGUUAAGCAUCGCCUUUUGAAGCAGGCCAAGCCAAUAAUGCUCAAAUAUGGUUUUCGAGAGUCGGAUGGUCAAAUUUCAUAUCCUUACGAAUUUUUGCAAGUGUUUGGAGUGAAGCAAAUGUAAAGAAAUAUAUAAGUAUAAUUUAUAUUCCGUGUUAUUUGUACAGUCGACUGUAUCAAAUUUCAUGCUGUUACAAGAGUCGAUUAAUUAAUAAGUAUUGUUUUUGGGUAAAAUUAAUUUGGAAAGAAGUAAAAUAAUGUGACUCGUCUUAAAUAAAAAUAAAAAUCAUUUGUUAUAAUAAAAAGUAUUCAUUUUCAUCCAAAAAUAACUACAUUGAGUCACACAUUUGCUUAAACGUUGAAUAAUCCGGGAGAAUAUCCAGGGGUGGAGUGUUUAUGGUGCAGCAGUACCGCCUCAAUGACAAAGCAGUUUUGUUAUUGUUUUUUAAAUGAAAAUAAAUAUAACAACAGACAUUGCAUAACAUCAAUGCCAGAAAGUAAUCGCAUACAAACAAAAUUUUAACUGAUAAUUCUGGAAAGAAUAAUUCGAAAAUUGUGGAGCACUGACUAAAGAUAAUUACGUACAUAAAUUCAAAAUUAUCGAUUUAACAAUUUUAAUAAGCUAAAUUAAAAAUGUUAGACAAAUAAGGCCUACUGAAAUAUCGACAUUUCUGUUAAUUUUGGAGCCUGAAGUCUGACUGCGUUAGAACAUGGACGGAAAUAAAGCCAGGAAAAACCUGUAGCUUGAAAUUUUUAAGAGUACACACGUAUUUGUAAAAUCUAAGUGACUCGUACAACAUGGAAUUCAUAUAUAACAAAAUUAUCAACAGUGUUAUAAGGGGUCGACUGUAAUCGUUUUCUGUAGUGAAAUUCGAUAUUACAUUAUUACUGUACAAAAAUGGCGGUUCUUCUGUUCUUACAAUGAAAAUACGUCUGUUGAGUUUUGCCAAUGCUUUUUAUUAGAUAAUUAUUAAAUACCCCUAUUUACUAUUUAACAAUAAUUUUGAUUAAUAUCAUUACUGUGAUGAGAAUGUAAAAGAUUAAGAAAAAUAAAAUUAAACUUGUAAAAUAA